Messenger RNA from Spodoptera litura, 1290 nucleotides. The record is from RefSeq and is a predicted model, not a curated record. Lineage: Eukaryota; Metazoa; Arthropoda; Insecta; Lepidoptera; Noctuidae.
UAACGGUUUCUUACGCCCCGCCCCCAACCCUGCGUACGCGCAGGCAGCACGAAUUUUGCAUUCGCUACUCAGCACUCACUCGGUGACUACGCACACUGCAACUGCAAGGCAUUCUUACAAAGGCAUAACGAGUUCGAUAGUAAUGGAUCCAGUAAAAGAUUCAAACAACUUGAACGAGGAGCAGCCACGCCAGAGCCAGGAACCGGAGCCAUCUACAUCGACCGACUCCAAAAGAACCAGACCAAAGCGUGGAAGGCCCCGUGGUGCAAAUCGCACCCCACUGUCUUUGGAGGAAAAGCGCGCCAGGAACGCUCAAUAUGAGCGUGAAAGGCGAGAGGAGUUGGCGAAAGCCCAACGCGAACUGGCAGAGGCCGCAGGGUGUGACCCUAAUAUAACGCAGACCAACUUGAUGAUAAAUGUUAUCAUGCGAUUAAAAACUAAAAGAAGAGAACGUUUAGAAGACAUUAAACGCGUGAAUAGAAAAUUGAAGAAAAAAAUAAAAAAGCUAAAGUUGGCCCGCGAUCAGGCAGAACAAGUGGCGCCAUCAACACCGCAGCCAGGUACGACAUUUUAGCAUGACUUAUUAGAUUGGUAUUGGAGUAAAUGAUAAUAGUAAGAAUAGGCUUUGGGGUUUUUAUAUUUGUUGCUUACUGUGUUUACUUUGGUCGCAUUUGUAACACACAAUUAACUGGUGUUGAAUUUUUAGUAGCAGAGCAGGAGUCCGACGAGACUGUGUCUCCAACAAUAUUGCCUACAGAGGCAGAUCUUUCCUGUAAGUAUUAAAUUUCUAUUGGAGCAACUAUGUUUAUUUUGGUCGCGUUUGUAACACACAAUUAACUGGUGUUGAAUUUUUAGUAGCAGAGCAGGAGCCCGAUAUGCAGUGUCCAACAACAUUGCCAUCCUGCCAUGCCAUGGCAUUACCAUCGCUUGAGGAUAUAUCAUUAGAAGAUCUUUUCUGUAAGUAUUAAAUUUGUAUUGGAGCACCUAUGUUUAUUUUGGUCGCGUUUGUAACACACAAUUAACUGGUGUUGAAUUUUUAGUAGCAGAGCAGGAGCCCGAUAUGCAGUGUCCAACAACAUUGCCAUCCUGCCAUGCCAUGGCAUUACCAUCGCUUGAGGAUAUAUCAUUAGAAGAUCUUUUCUGUAAGUAUUAAAUUUGUAUUGGAGCACCUAUGUUUAUUUUGGUCGCGUUUGUAACACACAAUUAACUGGUGUUGAAUUUUUAGUAGCAGAGCAGGAGCCCGAUAUGCAGUGUCCAACAACAUUGCCAUCCUGCCAUGCCAUGGCAUUA